Messenger RNA from Chaetura pelagica (chimney swift), 5645 nucleotides. RefSeq names its product kinesin family member 1B (gene KIF1B). Bases 84 to 5396 code for a protein of 1770 amino acids. Gene Ontology annotation, biological process: microtubule-based movement. Gene Ontology annotation, molecular function: microtubule motor activity; microtubule binding; ATP binding. The record is from RefSeq and is a predicted model, not a curated record. The transcript has 47 exons. NCBI's taxonomy places the organism in Eukaryota, Metazoa, Chordata, Aves, Apodiformes, Apodidae.
AGAAAACACCAACAGGAAGGAUAACUUGAAGCACUCUUGACCCUUUCACUUUCAAUUUCUUGGCUACACUACAAGCAACCAGAAUGUCGGGGGCUUCCGUGAAAGUGGCUGUUCGGGUCCGGCCCUUCAAUUCCCGAGAAACCAGCAAAGAGUCCAAAUGUAUCAUCCAGAUGCAAGGCAAUUCAACAAGUAUUAUCAACCCAAAGAAUCCUAAGGAAGCACCAAAGUCCUUCAGCUUUGACUACUCUUACUGGUCCCACACAUCGCCUGAAGACCCCUGCUUUGCAUCUCAGAACCGUGUAUACAAUGAUAUUGGGAAGGAGAUGUUGCUGCAUGCCUUUGAGGGCUACAAUGUCUGCAUUUUUGCCUAUGGACAAACUGGAGCUGGGAAAUCCUACACCAUGAUGGGCAAGCAGGAGGAGGGCCAAGCAGGCAUAAUCCCCCAGCUGUGUGAAGAGCUGUUUGAAAAAAUCAAUGACAACAGCAAUGAGGAAAUGUCAUAUUCUGUAGAGGUGAGUUACAUGGAGAUUUACUGUGAGAGAGUCAGAGACUUGUUGAACCCGAAGAACAAAGGGAAUCUGCGGGUGAGAGAACAUCCUCUGCUGGGGCCCUACGUGGAAGAUCUCUCCAAGUUAGCAGUCACAUCUUACACAGACAUUGCAGACCUCAUGGAUGCUGGGAAUAAAGCCAGGACUGUGGCAGCUACCAACAUGAAUGAAACCAGCAGCCGCUCUCAUGCUGUUUUCACCAUCGUCUUUACUCAGAAGAAACAUGACACAGAAACUGACCUUUCCACAGAGAAGGUCAGCAAGAUUAGCCUUGUGGAUCUAGCUGGGAGUGAACGAGCUGAUUCAACUGGUGCCAAAGGAACCCGAUUAAAGGAAGGAGCAAAUAUAAACAAGUCUCUCACAACUCUGGGCAAAGUUAUUUCAGCACUGGCUGAAGUGAGUAAAAAAAAGAAGAAGACAGACUUUAUUCCAUACAGGGAUUCUGUACUAACAUGGCUUCUUCGAGAAAAUCUAGGUGGUAACUCCAGAACUGCAAUGGUUGCUGCUUUGAGUCCUGCAGACAUCAACUAUGAUGAAACUUUGAGCACUUUAAGAUAUGCUGAUCGUGCAAAACAGAUUAAGUGCAACGCUGUGAUCAAUGAAGAUCCCAAUGCUAAGCUGGUGCGUGAGCUGAAGGAGGAGGUGACAAGGCUGAAGGAUCUCCUGCGUGCCCAAGGGCUGGGAGAUAUUAUUGACACCUCCAUGGGGUCCCUCAGUGCAUCUCCAUCCUCCUGCUCUCUCAGUAGUCAGGUGGGCUUAACAUCUGUGUCCAGUAUACAGGAAAGAAUCAUGUCCACACCUGGAGGAGAAGAAGCAAUUGAGCGUUUGAAGGAAUCUGAGAAGAUCAUUGCAGAGCUGAAUGAAACAUGGGAAGAAAAGCUGAGGAAAACUGAAGCCAUUAGGAUGGAAAGGGAGGCAUUGUUGGCAGAAAUGGGAGUUGCCAUUCGGGAAGAUGGAGGAACACUGGGAGUCUUCUCACCCAAAAAGACUCCUCAUCUUGUAAACCUUAAUGAAGAUCCACUCAUGUCUGAAUGUCUGCUUUACUACAUCAAAGAUGGUAUUACUAGGGUUGGCCAAGCUGAUGCUGAGCGAAGGCAAGACAUUGUAUUGAGUGGGGCUCACAUCAAAGAAGAACACUGUAUCUUUAGAAGUGAGAGGAACAACAAUGGUGAAGUUAUUGUUACUUUGGAGCCUUGUGAACGAUCAGAAACUUAUGUUAAUGGCAAGAGAGUUGUGCAGCCUGUACAGCUGCGCUCAGGAAAUCGUAUCAUUAUGGGUAAAAAUCAUGUCUUCAGAUUCAACCAUCCAGAGCAAGCACGAGCAGAAAGAGAGAAAACACCAUCAGCUGAGACUCCCUCUGAGCCAGUUGACUGGACAUUUGCUCAGAGAGAGCUUCUGGAAAAGCAGGGCAUUGACAUGAAGCAGGAGAUGGAAAAAAGAUUACAAGAAAUGGAGAUCUUGUAUAAGAAGGAGAAGGAGGAAGCUGAUCUGUUGUUGGAGCAGCAAAGGCUGCUUCCCCCCAGCAAGCUCCAAACCAUUGUAAAAAAGUUGGAGCUAAGGAGCAGUAACUCAGCUGCUUCCACAGAAGACUGUGGGAAAAGGCUUUCAGUGCCCUGGACGCGACAUGAGUAUGAACUGGCACAAUGGGCUUUCAGGAAGUGGAAAUUUCACCAGUUCACUUCACUGAGGGACCAGCUCUGGGGAAAUGCAGUAUAUCUGAAAGAAGCCAAUGCAAUCAGUGUAGAGUUAAAGAAAAAGGUGCAGUUUCAGUUUGUCCUGCUGACAGACACCCUCUACUCCCCACUGCCACCAGAGCUUUUGCCCACUGAGCUGGAGAAGAUGCGGGACAAUAGGCCUUUCCCCCGUACCGUGGUAGCUGUGGAAGUCCAGGAUCUGAAGAAUGGAGCAACUCAUUACUGGUCCUUAGAAAAACUCAAGCAGAGGUUGGACCUGAUGCGUGAGAUGUAUGACAGAGCUGGGGAAAUGGCAUCUAACACCCAGGAUGAGAGUGAAAGCACAAUGACAGGCAGUGACCCCUUUUAUGAUCGCUUUCACUGGUUCAAGCUGGUUGGGAGCUCCCCCAUAUUCCAUGGCUGCGUGAACGAGCGUCUCGCUGAUCGCACGCCCUCCCCCACUUUCUCCACGGCUGACUCCGACAUCACUGAACUGGCUGAUGAGCAGCAGGAUGAGAUGGAGGACUUUGAUGAUGAGGCCUUUGUGGAUGAUACUGGCUCCGACGUUGGAACUGAGGAGGGAUCAGACCUCUUCAAUGAUGGGCGCGACCCGUUUUACGACCGAUCCCCUUGGUUCAUUUUAGUGGGAAGAGCAUUUGUGUACCUGAGCAACCUGCUGUACCCGGUGCCUCUGAUUCACAGAGUGGCUGUUGUUAGUGAGAAGGGAGAAGUACGAGGAUUUCUGCGAGUAGCAGUCCAGGCUAUAGCAGCUGAUGAGGAAGCCCCAGAUUAUGGCUCUGGAAUUCGACAGUCUGGCACAGCCAAAAUCUCAUUUGACAAUGAAUACUUUGAUAAGAGUGACUUUUCUUCAGUUGCGAUGACUCGGUCUGGGCUGUCAUUGGAAGAACUAAGAAUUGUGGAAGGGCAAGGACAGAAUUCAGAGGUUACCACUCCUCCAGAGGAGAUCAACAGAAUCAAUGAGUUAGACCUGAAAUCGGCCACUUUGGAUGGAAAGAUGACAAUGGAAGGAUUCACUGAGGAAAUUGGUGAUCACUUGAAGCUGGGCAGUGUAUUUACCUUCCGUGUGACAGUGCUGCAGGCCAGUGGCAUCCUUCCUGAAUAUGCAGACAUCUUCUGCCAGUUCAACUUUUUGCACCGACACGAUGAAGCUUUUUCAACAGAACCUCUCAAAAACAAUGGUCGAGGGACUCCCCUGGCGUUUUACCAUGUCCAGAAUAUAGCUGUGGAAGUGACGGAAUCGUUUGUGGAGUACAUCAAAUCCAAGCCUAUUGUGUUUGAAGUCUUUGGACAUUAUCAGCAGCACCCUCUCCAUCUGCAAGGACAGGAUCUCAACAGCCCUCCACAGCCUUCCCGAAGAUACUUUCCUCCCCCUAUGCCACUCUCCAAGCCAGUGCCAGCUACAAAGCUAAAUACCAUGAGCAAACACAGCUUGGGCCAGAGUGUGAGCAAGUAUGACCUCCUUGUAUGGUUUGAGAUCAGUGAAUUGGAGCCAACGGGGGAGUAUAUUCCUGCUAUUGUGGACCACACUGGAGGCCUGCCCUGUCAGGGGACAUUCCUACUCCACCAGGGAAUCCAGCGCAGAAUCACAGUCACCAUCAUCCAUGAGAAGGGCAGUGAGUUGCACUGGAAAGAUGUGAGAGAGCUGGUUGUUGGUCGUAUAAGAAAUAAAGCAGAGGUAGAUGAAGCUGCUGUGGAUGCUAUUCUGUCUCUGAAUAUUAUCUCUGCAAAAUACCUGAAGUCCUCUCACAGCUCCAAUAGGACUUUCUAUCGGUUUGAAGCAGUUUGGGAUAGCUCCUUGCAUAAUUCCCUGCUCCUCAAUCGAGUGACACCGUAUGGAGAGAAGAUAUAUAUGACCCUUUCUGCUUACUUGGAGCUUGACCACUGCAUCCAGCCUGCAGUCAUAACAAAGGAUGUUUGUAUGGUCUUUUACUCACGAGAUGCCAAGAUCUCCCCCCCACGAUCACUGCGCAACCUCUUUGGCAGUGGCUACUCCAAAUCUCCAGAUUCCAAUCGAGUGACUGGGAUCUAUGAACUAAGUUUGUGCAAAAUGGCAGACACAGGAAGUCCAGGAAUGCAGAGAAGGAGGAGGAAAGUCCUGGAUACAUCUGUGGCAUAUGUGCGAGGAGAAGAGAACCUGGCAGGUUGGAGGCCCAGAGGUGACAGCCUCAUUCUAGAGCAUCAAUGGGAACUGGAGAAACUGGAGCUGCUGCAUGAGGUGGAAAAAACCCGGCAUUUCCUUCUGCUUCGUGAAAAGCUUGGUGACAGUAUCCCCAAGUCCCUGAGUGACUCCUUGUCUCCCAGUCUGAGCAGUGGAACCCUCAGUACCUCCACCAGCAUUUCCUCUCAGAUUUCCACAACAACAUUUGAGAGUGCUGUGACACCCAGUGAGAGCAGUGGCUACGAUUCAGCAGACAUAGAGAGCCUGGUGGAUCGGGAGAAGGAGCUGGCAACCAAGUGUCUGCAGCUUCUGACUCACACUUUCAAUCGGGAGUUCAACCAGGUGUACAACAGCAUCAGUGACUGCAAGCUGUCAGAUAUUUCCCCGAUUGGGCGGGACCCAUCAGUGUCCAGUUUCAGCAGUGCUACCCUCACACCUUCAUCUACCUGCCCUUCUCUGGUGGAUUCCAGAUGCAACUCAAUUGAUCAGAAGACACCAGAAGCAAAUUCUCGUGCCUCCAGUCCCUGUCACGAGGUGGAACAGUUCCAGCUAAUUCCUGCAGUAGAAACUUCCUAUCUUGCCAGAGCUGGAAAGAAUGAAUUCCUAAACCUUGUUCCUGAUAUUGAAGAAAUCAGACCAGGCUCUGUGGUCUCAAAGAAAGGAUACCUCCACUUCAAGGAGCCACUCUCCAGCUCCUGGGCCAAGCACUUUGUGGUGGUUCGUCGUCCCUACGUUUUUAUUUAUAACAGUGACAAAGAUCCUGUAGAAAGAGGAAUCAUAAACUUAUCCACAGCUCAGGUGGAAUACAGUGAGGAUCAACAGGCCAUGGUAAAGACACCCAACACAUUUGGUGUAUGCACAAAGCAUCGUGGCGUCCUGCUUCAGGCCAUCAAUGACAAGGACAUGAAUGACUGGUUAUAUGCCUUCAAUCCACUCCUUGCUGGCACAAUAAGGUCGAAACUGGCUCGAAGACGCACGGGCCAGCUGAAGUACUGAGUCCAUGUAAUGUUCUCAUCUGUUCUCCCUGACUCACUUUCCGAUAGAUGAAGUGUUACCUCUCAUUUUCUCUUUGUGAUUCUUGACGGUUUCUCUUGUAUGUAAUCCUGUGGCUUAACCUCCCCUACCUCCCCCAGUCCUUCAGCACAUUUUGUAGGUAUUCUAACCCUACCUUGUUUCUUUUCACUUGUGCCGAGAAUCCUACUUAGUAGCAUGUGGAGAAACAAAAAGAGAAAGACAAAAAAAAUG